Messenger RNA from Strongyloides ratti, 1131 nucleotides. Its product is annotated as MADF domain-containing protein. The transcript has 3 exons. The coding region runs from base 1 to 1131 and encodes 376 amino acids. Lineage: Eukaryota; Metazoa; Nematoda; Chromadorea; Rhabditida; Strongyloididae. The record is from RefSeq and is a predicted model, not a curated record.
AUGCCAGAGAAAUCAGUUAAUGGUACUCCUCUUAAUCCAAGACCAUAUUUUCCACCACCAAUGACUAAAAAAUUAGUCCAAUUAGUGACUGAACAUGAAUGUUUAGUUAAUCAUUAUGAUAAUACUUAUAUGGGACGUUGUAAACGUAUGGAAGCUUGGAAACAAAUAACUAAUAUUUUAAAUCAAGAAUUUGGACUUAAUUUUACAGUAAAACAAAUAAAAAAAAAAUUUUUUAAUAUUGAACAAAAUACAAAAAAUAAAGUAUAUCCUGGAGGUAAUGGUUUACCACAUGGAGUUGGAAGACCAGUAAAAAGAGAAAGUAGUGUUAUGACUGGAGGCGCAGAUGAUGAAACCGGAGAGGAUGUUAUACCUACAAAAUUACCUGCAAUGACAGAAACAGAAGGUGAAUAUUUAAAGUUAUUUAACAAUAAAUGGAGAAAUAAACAUGGAGGAAAAAUUAACUCAAUUGCAAGUAAAUUAAAAAAAAAUAAUUCUAAUAAAAAUGAUAACAAUAUUCAAGUACCUAAAACUGAAGAAACACCAACAACACCUAAUAGUAAUGAUAUUCAGAUGAGUAAUAUUGUUGCGGUACUUUCACAGAUGCAAGAGAAUAGCCAAUUGGCAAAUGAUUACAUUAAUACAUAUAGUGAUAGAGAUCAAUUAACAAAAAUUCUUCAAUCAUUUCAACUUAAUUCUAGUGGUAUUCAACAUAACUCUCUUUUAAAUAAUCAAUUUGUUGAUCAAGUUCCUAAUAUUUCAAGUAAUGGUGAGCUUGAUGCAUUAAAUUAUAAACCUGCCAAUCAUUUAUUUGAUACAUUUCAAGCUUUUCAACAAUCAUCUGAAGCUAAUAAUAAUAUUAUGGGAAAUUUAAAAAAAGAACAAGAUACAACUCUUAAUAUAACUGCUGAAAGUGCUUCAAUUAAUUCAGUGGUAUCAAACACUACUCCAGCUAGAAAUGCUCAAACACCAAGUAUUAUGAGUGAAUCUCCAAAUCAAGACGUUGUUGAAAUAAAUAAAAAAUAUUUUGAAACAAUUAUUGAUAAAAUAGAGAAGAUGCUCAACAACUUUAUUGAUCAUCAAAAUAAAAUGACGAUUCUUCUUGAUAAAAUUCUUCAAAAACUUGAUUCAUAA